This is a messenger RNA of Penicillium macrosclerotiorum, 477 nucleotides long. Its product is annotated as DNA-directed RNA polymerase core subunit RPO26. NCBI's taxonomy places the organism in Eukaryota, Fungi, Ascomycota, Eurotiomycetes, Eurotiales, Aspergillaceae. Bases 1 to 477 code for a protein of 158 amino acids. Gene Ontology annotation, molecular function: DNA binding; DNA-directed RNA polymerase activity. The transcript has 4 exons. Gene Ontology annotation, cellular component: nucleus; RNA polymerase I complex; RNA polymerase II, core complex. Gene Ontology annotation, biological process: DNA-templated transcription. The record is from RefSeq and is a predicted model, not a curated record.
AUGUCUGACUACGGUGACAACGACGCAGAGGAGACCAAUGAUUAUGAGCCUUUCGAGGAGGUCUUCGAUGACAAUGAACCCGACGAUUUUAUCGACCAAGAGGGCCUCGGAGACGGUGAUGAUGGGGAGGAUUCGUAUCAGCCACCGGUCAAUGGUGACAAUGAGAACGUCGUUGUCUCGGGCGACCCCAACUCGGGAUACUCGGGCAAGGUGAUGGAGCAGUCUCGCGAAAAGAAAGUGCCAAAUGAGAAGCGCACGACCACUCCGUACUUGACCAAGUAUGAGCGCGCGCGAGUUCUCGGUACUCGGGCUCUGCAGAUCAGCAUGAACGCUCCUGUACUGGUCGACCUUGAGGGCGAAACCGAUCCCCUACAGAUUGCUAUGAAGGAAUUGAACCAGAAGAAGAUCCCUCUGAUCAUUCGCCGAUAUCUGCCCGACGGAUGGUACGAGGAUUGGUCCUGCGAAGAGCUGCUCUAG